AUGGAUCCAAUCCCUUUAGGGGUACCACAUGACUGGGGCAACUCAAGCUUGAGUAUCCAACUCAAUGCAACUGGGGGCAACGGCUGGGUCGCAGUUUUCCUCUGCUUGAUCAUCAUAAUCACGACAGCGGGUAACUUUAUUCUCAUCCUCUUGAUCUUUAGCCAGGACAACCUGAGGAGCACUUCCAACUACUUUUUGGUGUCGCUUUUCAUGUCCGAUCUCAUGGUGGGUCUGGUCGUCAUGCCACCGGCAAUGCUCAAUGAGCUUUACGGACGCUGGGUUCUGCUACGAGGUUUCUGCCUCAUCUGGGUGUCCUUCGACGUGAUGUGCUGUAGCGCCUCCAUUCUUAACCUGUGUGUGAUCAGUCUGGACCGCUACCUGCUGAUCACUUCGCCGCUCCAAUACAAACUGCACAUGACACCCGGCCGGGCGCUGCUGCUCAUCUUGGCUGCCUGGACACUGGCAGCGCUUGCCUCAUUUUUGCCUAUUGAAAUGGGAUGGCAUGAACCCGGCUUGGAGUUGCCUUCUGCUGUUCAGACAUCAGCAGGUGAAGAUGACGAGCAGUGCCGCCUCCUGGUCAGCUUACCCUUUGCGCUCAUCGCUUCCUGUCUCACCUUCUUCCUCCCUUCAGUGGCCAUCUCCUUUACGUAUUGGAGGAUCCUGCGCGCCGCCCGAAGUGCAGCCAGACGCGUGGCAUCGCUGCCGAGCACAGUGGCCGAACAGGGGCAGGCUUCAAAAAUAACAAGCCAGUUUACCUGUGAAAGCCGAAGACUGGCCAACACACACAGCAGGAAAGCACUAAAGGCCAGUCUGACACUGGGAGUUCUACUGGGAAUGUUUUUUGCAGCCUGGCUACCAUUCUUUGUGGCAAACAUGGUUCAGGCAGUAUGCGACUGUGUUCCUGGAGUUCUGUUCAAUGUCCUUACUUGGCUUGGAUACUGCAACAGCACUAUGAACCCCAUCAUCUACCCUUUGUUCAUGAGAGACUUCAAGAGGGCCAUGGCUCACUACAUGCCAUGUUGUCCUCGGGCAAGGGAGCGCCACCAUAGUAUGAUGUCUCUGUCUAUGAAGAACUCCAAUAGUGGAAGAGCUUUGAAAAGCACAGUGGUUGUGCCCGGAGAUACAGAAUCCCUCAACUCUGAUCCUACAACUCUGCGACCUACCAACAAAGAGCUUGUGGCCACCGGUGCAGACUCAGUCAAAUUGAUUGACCUGGAAUGUACAGCACAUGAGUUACUGCCCUGUCAACUAAUGGACCUUGAGUGAAAAAUGGUCUGUGAAUUCAGCUGCCUGGCUUAAUAAAUUACA
Molecule: messenger RNA, 1308 nt
Organism: Polypterus senegalus (gray bichir)
Lineage: Eukaryota; Metazoa; Chordata; Cladistia; Polypteriformes; Polypteridae
Gene: htr6
Product: 5-hydroxytryptamine (serotonin) receptor 6
Exons: 3
Coding region: 1-1266 (421 amino acids)
Biological process (GO): G protein-coupled receptor signaling pathway, coupled to cyclic nucleotide second messenger; chemical synaptic transmission
Cellular component (GO): membrane; dendrite
Molecular function (GO): G protein-coupled serotonin receptor activity; neurotransmitter receptor activity
Source: RefSeq, a predicted model, not a curated record